AUGGCCUCCAACCCGCAUCCCCACUCUCACCCACACCCGCACCACCAUGGUAACAAUAUCUAUGCCGAUCCGUACAACGUCGACCACGCUCGCACCAUCGUCGUCGGCUCAUCCUACACGAUGCACUACCCGAUCGGUCCGCCGCUCGACGUCAUGCACGCCUAUGCGCCGAUGCCCAUGCAAAUGCAAAUGCCGAUGAACCACAUGCCGAUGCAUCCGUCGCAUCGACCGUCGGUUCCGAUGAUGCCUCUACAACCCAUCACCAAUACCGCAUCUUCGUCCUUCAUUUGGCCCGCUUCGCCGCCCAAAGCCGCCGCUGCCGAUACGCCGGCCGCCGCGCCUUGGCCUCAGAAUGUGCUGCCUCCACCGCCCUCGGCCGCCGCAAACCCUAAAUCGGCGGCGGCGGCGACGACGACAACCAAGGCCGCCCGUGGAGGUGCUGCAGCGAAACGAAAGUCGAUCACCAAGGAUGAAGCCGCCGCCGCACAGUCUGCAGCGCUUCUGCUCGCGCCCGAAUACACCGCCAACCCUGCCGGACCUGCUUCAUCCUCGGACACGGAUUUCAAGUGCUCGUACUGCGAUAAGAUCUAUAAGGGCAAGCAUGCGCGGUCGAUCUGGCGACGUCACUUGCAAGACAAGCAUGGUAUUCCUUUGGCCUCGCAGCCUCGACGGACCCGAUGGGACAAUGGUUAGUAAAUGCUGGCCUGUCUCCUCAGAUUCGUACCCGCGCCCUGGCACGACCAAAAGGGGCGAUGCUAUUCUCAGGCGCGCGACGCGCGUGUUUGUCGAGGCCCCACAAGCCGCACAUCUCGACACAAUGUCGUACUACAUGCACAAGACACAUCAUCAGGAACGAGGACAUUCGUGUCUUGUCCUGGUCGACUUGGUGUGUGCACGCGUCGCGACGCGCGAGAGGAGGCCUGAGCGCAUUAUUUCAAUAGCUCCUCGGGACGUAAUGGCUUGUCAGGGGCCUGUCAGAAGCUGGCUUCAUUCGCAGAUAUUGCACUGCACAGUCGAUCAGAGCUAUCAUACUGAUCAUAUCUUCACAUAUUCCUUUCUGUUCGUCCUGGCAGAUGCAAAUCGGCCCAAGUCCGAAGAAGAACGGCGGGCUAGAACGCUAGACUCCAAGCGAAGAUGGGCACGCAAGAACCGUGGGACCGACGGGAGAUCAGCCGGUGGCGACACGCCCGGUCGCGGUGGUUCGGCCUCUUUCGAUGGUCGUGACGAGGGUGAAUGGGAGGAUGACCAGUUCGGCGAUGAGGAUGGCAGCAGUGCUGGUGGUCGAAGUCGAAGCAAUAGCGCCAGUACCUGGCAAGAGAGCAAGACCGCACUCGCUCGUUCGGGCAGCGUACCCACACUCGGUGGUGCCGGUCGACUUCAGGACGAGAAGCCCGAUCGGUCGACUCUGAGGGCCAGUCAGUCUACAUCGGCCGUUCCGCACGCCUCUGAAAUCGAUCCGAGACAUCCUCAGCAGCACCGCGGGUCUUACGCUCAUGGGCCACCGGUCCAUCUCGUUCAACCUCGUGGAUCACAUCUGCCCCACUCCCCAUCGUCGUACUACCAAGCACCAUUGGCUGCCGCUGUCCCUAUCGGUGGGGCCUUGUCGGCGCCACUUUUCCCGCAGGCGAAUGAGGCCGAGUUCUACCGAAGCGAGAACCCGACAUCGAUGAUGCAACGCCUUGGUGCCUCCAUCCCUCGUCCCGCUUCCGCCUCUUCCCUCCCUCCACCGUAUGCGCCAGCUCAAUCGACGUCGUCUGCCUCCUUGGCUUACUAUGCCUCGAGAGCCUCGCCGGGUCGGGGUAGUCGGACGGCACUGCGACGCGAACCCAGAAGCCCAAUACGCACCGGGUCCAAUACCGAGGAUGCCGCGGGGGUGCUGCUCGCGCUCAAGAUGGCCAGUCCUUCGACAAGCUCGAUCCUUCAGUCACCGGUCUCGGCGACCCGAUCACGACGAUUCGAUGACGAUUCAGACGAUGAUGAGGAAGAGGACGAAGACGCCGGUGACCUCAGUCUCGAAGCGAACGAACCCUUCUCGGCCUUCACCGCCAAGCAAGCGAGUCGGCGCACAGGAGGUAGUCGACUCGUUGCAAACGGACGAGGAGCCGCUUUCGCAAGCCCUACUCGCGACCCACCUUCCUCGCCCGAAGGGUCCGAUUCCUCGGUCGACAACUGGUCGCGCAACGAAGGCGAAGCCUCGACAUCGACGACGGUCGAUCCGACGAGCUCGAAGCUAGCCGGCAAGAAGCGUAGCGCCGAGGACUCGCCACCACCUUACGGCAGUGCCCAAGCGCUCGUCGGUCUCAGUGCCAGUGCGCGCAAGAUCCGGCCGAUCGCCGGCAUUGCGCCGAAUGGUAACGGGCAGGUCGCUGGUCGACCCCUAGGUCCUAACUCGUCUUACCACCAAUACACGAGCUUGACGGCGACUCCGACGCCGGCGAUGCGCGUCACGAUGGAAAGCUCCCCCGCGAUGGUCUACGGCCGAGACUUGUUAGAAGGUGGCUCGAUCGGGCGCGGCCCACGGCACGAUCAUCAUCAUGAUGACGACGAUGGCGAUCUCGAGGAAGACGAGCCGAGUCGAGGCGGCCAUGUCCACGACGGAAGCCCUAGUCGUGCGAUGCGGUCCCAUCGAAAUGGCAACGGACCGAUUGACGACGCUUCGUCCUCCGCCCCUCGAGCUCAUCACCAUCAUCCUUAUUCUCACGGGUACCCCUCGUCGGCUUCGUCGGCUCGUCAUUACCCGCAAGCGCUGCACCACCAUCACCCCGUCGGACUGAGUUCGGAUCUCGGUCACUUCAACCUCUCGUCCUCCUCCGAUCCCUCGCAUCCUUCGUCUUCGUCCUCGUCGAUGCCACCGCACCCUUCCUCAUCUUCAACCUCAUUCCCCCACUCGACACCCGGUGGCGUUUCAACCGAUUACUACCGACUCCGAGGCUCGUCCCCACCCUCGCGCUCGAACGGCGGAGGCGGCUACCUCUUCUCCUCCCCCGCCCACCCCGGCAUCUCAAAGCAACUCGGUCUGCACGCCCAACCCGGUCCCGGCGUCUUAUUCUCCGGUGAAACACCAGGUCGCAACGCCCCGGUCGAUGUGCUCGAGUCGAGAUCGAAAGGGAUGAGGUUGGUCGAGGAAGGUGGGAGUCGAGCGGUGUUGAAGUUGGAGGAUUGA
Microbotryum saponariae is the source of this 3163-nucleotide messenger RNA. Lineage: Eukaryota; Fungi; Basidiomycota; Microbotryomycetes; Microbotryales; Microbotryaceae. The record is from the annotation of a GenBank genome assembly.